Molecule: messenger RNA, 5055 nt
Organism: Arxiozyma heterogenica
Lineage: Eukaryota; Fungi; Ascomycota; Saccharomycetes; Saccharomycetales; Saccharomycetaceae
Gene: NUP192
Product: Nup192p
Exons: 1
Coding region: 1-5055 (1684 amino acids)
Biological process (GO): nuclear pore organization
Cellular component (GO): nuclear pore; nuclear pore inner ring
Molecular function (GO): structural constituent of nuclear pore
Source: RefSeq, a predicted model, not a curated record
AUGAUUUGGAAUUCCCUGCCAUUUGAAACAUUGUAUGCCUCUAUUCAAAAUAAUGCCUUUGACUCAACAGUAUUUCAAAAAGUUUUGAGUGACCUUCAGAAUUUAAAUUUAAAUGCCAAUAAAUCAAAAAAUCAAGAAAGUAGAUCAAUUCUAGAGAAAGGUAAAAUUAAAAUUAGUGAUGGGUCAGAAUACAAGUUAAGUCAAGAAUUCAUUGUUUCAGCUAUAAAAUUAUCCGAUGAACUAAAUUUAGAUGAAAUUGUUACUUGUGAAUUAAUGCUUUCGAAUUUAUCAGACUCAGACUAUUCUAAAAAUGAUAGCCUUUUAUUAAUUAAUAAUGGUAAGACAGCAUAUUAUUUGAGAAGACAAUAUAUACUGCAAAUUGUAUCUUAUAUUGUUAAUUGUCUAGAUCGAAAUGAUCAUAUUAUCAAUCAACUUAUUUUCAGUGAUUCCAAAUCAACUCUACUAUCCAAUAUCUUACCUGCAUUUACAUCAAUUCAUUGUCAGUUAAAUGAUAUUAAACAAAUGAUUAAUCGAGCACAAAUUUUAGAGCAGAAUGGCAUCCUUUUUAAUCAAACUAUUAAGUUCAGAAGAGAAUUUUUAUUAAAAGAAUAUGAUAUUCUUGGACAAAUUCUAUAUGGUUUAAUCAAAUUAGGAUGCUUUUUAGAUAAACAAUCUAUACUAAAUAUAAUAGAACAUGUUGUAAAAUUAGAUGUCAACGAUUAUUUCACAAUCUACUACUUACCGGCGUUAUUCUUAGCAUUCAAUAAUUUAGAAACUUUUAGCAAAGAAUCGGAAGUUAAAGAUCUGUAUUUACUAUUUGUGAAAGAUUUAAAAUCCGAUGAUGAUAUUUCCUUAAAGCCAAUCAAAGUUUUAUUGAUUUUUGUAUUUUUGACAUUUUUUAUUUCAUGGUGUAAAGCAAAACCUAAUGAAAGAACGAAAUCAUUAGAUUUUAAAACCGAUAUUGAUGAACCUAUGAGAUUGGCUGUUGAAUACGGUGCUUUUGAACAACUGUUAACCAUUACAGCAGACACUUCUUUAAUUGAAAAAGAUAAGAGUAUUGAUCUGUACUACGAUAUUAGAAGCCUUUUGCAAAGACAUAUUCCAAAAUUAAUUCCAAAACAAUUAUUAGAUGAUGAAAGUUAUUAUGAUAAAAGUUUCAAACAAAAUGAGAUAAUGAAUAUAAACCACACUGACAUAAAUAUAAAUAAACCAUUAGCAAAUACUACAACAGUAAAUAAUAUAUUUUCUAAGGUUGAUAUAACAGCCAAUCAAUACUCUCCUGAAAACAUUCAGUUGUCGGAACAAAUGGAUUCUUUCUUUUUAUUUAGUACCCAUAAUGUACUUCAAACAAUUAUCAGUGAUUGUGCAUUCCUUUUAACAAAGAUUAAGGAUGCUGAAGAGGACUCAUUACUUUCUAGUGAAGAUCUAGAUUUAGAUAUUAUUUGUGAAAAAGCUGAGUUGGAAAGGUUUUUUAUUGCACUAUAUUUCUUCUAUACUUUAAGACCAGAAUACUCAAAGGAGUUUUUAGAGAAUAAAGAAUCUAAUUCCUAUGGAUUUAUUGAAUGGGCAGCCAAAUGUUCGGAUAGUCUUAUGAGAUCAUGUUUUUAUUUGUUGAUAUCAAGUCUUUCACAUGGUUAUGACAAUGCAACACAGAUAUUUAAUUAUUUCGGUGACAAUAAUAUAAUAUCUUGGAAAAUAAUUGUUCAGUAUUUUACAGAUUAUAUUGAAAAAAUCAACAAGUUUAAUAAUUUAGAACAGCAAAGGAACCAAAACUUAGAAUCAGCUGAGAUAGAUUCUUUGACACUAGCCCUUGAAGUAGGUCUGAAUGAGGAAUCAAAUAUAUUGUUAUCAUCUCUAUUAACAUUAAUUAGUUCGGUAGCACAUAACGUCGAUAAUUCCAUUAGAUCAUCUUUAGCAUCUUUAUUUAUUGACAAAUUAUUUGAAUUUUCUAGACUGGAUACACCUCUAAUAGGCGCAUGCCUUAAGACCUUGAGUAAUUUGACUCCAAGAGAAACAAAGGAGAAAGCAAAAUUUUGGUUUGCUUUGGACUCCAUGAUAUUUAAAAGAUCAAAAAUUAAUAAUUAUACAACUUCAUACAUUGCUCCAUUCUCGUCUACUUUUACAAAUUUUACUGAGAUUCUCGGGUUUUUACACUUGUUUAGAAAACUAAUCCAAAAUAAUCAAAGUGAUGAUAAUUCGUUUGGUAAGUUAGAAUUUCCAGUAAAAUUGGGUCAUGGUUAUAGAAAAGUUGGUAUUGUUCCAUAUUUUGAUUUUAUAAUACAUCAAAUUUUUGUUCCUUCUUUAAAAAUAAUAGAUAAAACCUAUAAAGAGGGUAUUCUGCUUCCUAUUUUAGAAACAUUUAAAUAUGCACUGGAAUCAUUUGACAAUUAUAUUAUUAUGAACUCCUCUACCAUAAAUAUUAACCUUGACAAGUUAGUUGUUACAUCAGAUUUUUUUACCUAUGUUCAAGAAUCUCCUGCUACUGUUGUCUUAAAUUAUUUAUUAGAGGAAUCAGUAUAUAAGGGAUUAUUUGAUAUUCUUCGAUCCGAUAAAGGAGAUUCAUUUUUUGAAUCUAACGUACCAUAUUCAUCAAUGAAAUUAAUAGAUUAUGUGUUAAAUAUCAUAUACAAUAUUUUAGAAUUCCAAGAUACCUAUAUUGAAGAAUUAGUUCCAAUUGUAAAAAAGUAUCACAAUACAGAUUAUGUACUUCCUAAAGAAUUUGGUACACACGGGUUACGUUCUUUCUACGAUGCAGUUUUUUUUAACUUAGAUAUAAUUGCUCAUUUGGGACUUUAUGUUGGAUAUAAAAAUUAUAGUAUCUCAUCUAAAUCAGUUGCCAUCCUCAAUAAAAUUGCUAUGAAAUACACAUAUAAGUCAUCCCAAGUAUAUAAUCAAAGCAAAUUGUUGGUAAUGCUGGAUGCAGUUGAUGAAUCUGCCAAAAUAAAGGACUCAUUUAUUUUCCAAUUAGAAUCUACCAUUGACUCAGAAGAUGCACUAAAUAUGAAGAUUGAAAUUUUGGAAUUUUUAAACCACAAUUUAUCUUAUACUGACUCGUCAAUUACUGUAUCACAUUUUCUUUUGGGUUUUCAUGUAUCUAACAUAUUAUCUCUUGGUCCUAAUUUUCCCACAUUUAUUGCAUCUGGAACUUCAUUAUUUAGGACUAUCUUAUAUGUCCUACAAACAUCAUUAGAAGAAAUAGACUCUGCUAACGUAAGUUAUGCUCCAAUGAGAUUGGCAUGCAUUUGCAUGGAAAUAUUGCUAAAGCUAUGUCGUAAUCCAACAACUUCACGAAUUGUUUUAGAUGUAUUAUUACAAUAUGGUUUCUUUGAAACUAUUGUAGGUGUUGAUUUAUCUAUUACAAAGUACACUAGAUGGGAGAGUCAAUUAUUCCAACCUUCUUCUGUUGAUUUUGCCAAUAAAUUUAUUAAUUCGCCAUCUAUCGGUGCGUUAUUCUCAUUUUUAAGUUACAGAAAUUAUUUGAUUCAAUAUUUAAGUUUAUUUAUCCAUAGAGUGUCAUCUUUUGGUACUAGUUCACAACUUCUUUCCUAUAUUGAUUUAUUAAUUUCUAACACAAUGUAUUCAGCCAAAAUAUUUUCCUUUUUAAAUAGUCUAGGUUAUAAGAAUAUUAAAAUUGAUAGAAAUUUAGCUGGUGUUGAUUCAUACCUAUCUGAAUUAUCAAUCGAUUUAACAACAAUCAAAUUAGCAAAAAGGUGUAAUGAGAAUGUAUUUGAAAUGGACAACAUAGACAGACUGUUGUCCUUGGGAAAUCAAUCACAACAACUAUCUUCUACAAAAUCUAACUUAACAUCAACAAAUAAAGAGGAAAAAAAUACUGGUAUAUACAAUGAAAGUUAUAGAAACCUAAGACAGCAUAUUAUUACUUUUGUUAGUGAUUCAAAGCUAAACGAUCUGCAAUUUUCCAUUUUGCACUCAUGGGCUCAGUUGGUUCAAAUAUUGGUUUCUGAUGGAAAAUUGGGACCACUGAAACGUUCAAACUUUAUCCUCGAAAUAUUUAGCAUCAUAAUUCCCAAAAUUAAUGAUUAUGUCGAGUUUGAUAUUCGUUUAUCCGAAGAUCUAGUAUCAUUAGUAGUAUUUUUGUAUGAUAUCUAUAAUCAAGAUCGUCUUACAAUUAAUCAAAAAGACUUAUUAGAUGGUCGCCUGCAAAACUUAUUCAAAGUCUGUAUUCAUGGCAUCACAUCGCCAUUAUCAUCCAUACCUUUAAGAGCUGACUUUUAUGUUCUUGCUAACCAAUAUUUAAUUAGGGUGUUAAACGAUCAAACAUUUGCAGGUGAUAUUUUACAGAGUCUAAGAGUUCAGAGUGAAAGAUUUGUGGAAGUUAUUUGUAAUGAUAUUAUUUACGGGGAGGGUACGAGUCGUAUUACUGCAUUAUUUUUAUUAGAUUCAUUGAUUAAAGUUGCUAAGUCCAAUAAAGAAAAUAUUAUUGUAGAUUCCUUAAUAAAGAAUAGUCAACUUCAUUUAAUUAUUUGUACAUUAAAGAAUGUCGAUGUUUUAAUGGGUUCAAAAGCGGAGCCAAUUGAGAUUGAUAACUUCCUACAUGAAAUUACUGCUUUUAAAGCUAUUAUUUAUCUUCUUUUGCAUAUUUCUGAAACAAAAAAUGGUGUCAAAUGUAUCAUUCAAAAUAAGCUUCUCAAAGUAAUAGGAGAGAUCAAAUUUUUGCAAGUAGAUCCUGAUUUAGGACUAAGGGUUAUAGCAGAGAAUAAAUCCUUGCAGAAAUCAGGUAUUGUGGAAAUUACUCUGGAUGAAAGAAAACUAAGAAUAUAUUCUAAUAAUAAUAUUUCUUUAAAAGAACUACUUAUUCCAAUCUUUCAAUUGUUAGUUGUUAUAUUAAUAAAUGCAGGCAACCAAAAUUACGAAGUGAUCAGAUCUGUAAGAGUAUUAUUGGCUUCUUUCGAGAAGCUAUUAAUAAGUGUAUUUAAAUAUGACACUCUAGAGGAAACAGAGACUAUAAGACAAGAACAGUCUCCAGGGGAGUUAAUUAAGCUAAUUGUAUUAUUAUGUUCAAUGACCGGCUAUUAUGGUGAAAAAAAUAUCUAA